This is a messenger RNA of Gymnodraco acuticeps, 3029 nucleotides long. It is a transcript of the gene srrt, whose product is annotated as serrate RNA effector molecule homolog (Arabidopsis). NCBI's taxonomy places the organism in Eukaryota, Metazoa, Chordata, Actinopteri, Perciformes, Bathydraconidae. The transcript has 21 exons. The coding region runs from base 115 to 2856 and encodes 913 amino acids. Gene Ontology annotation, biological process: mRNA processing; primary miRNA processing. The record is from RefSeq and is a predicted model, not a curated record. Gene Ontology annotation, cellular component: nuclear body.
GGCGGUGAUGCGCCAUUUUAUUGAUUUCCUUUCACCGCCAACUGAAGAAGAAGUAAGCUGAAGUGGUGGAGCAGAAGAAGAACCAGACCAUCAUACGUUCAACUCAUUUCUAAGAUGGGAGACAGUGAUGAUGAGUACGAUCGCAGGAGAAGGGACAAAUUCAGACGGGAGAGAAGUGACUACGACCGUUCGAGAGAGAGAGACGACAGGCGCAGGGAUGACUGGAACGACCGAGAGUGGGACCGGGGCAGGGAACGACGAAGCCGUGGAGAAUACCGGGAUUAUGACCGAGGUCGGAGAGAGAGAUUCACGCCGCCCAGACACGACAUGAGUCCUCAGCAGAAACGCAUGAGGAGAGACUGGGAUGACCAUGGUGGAGAUCCUUACCGUGGGGGGUACGACCUGGGCUAUGGGGGUGGAGGAGGCGGCGGAGGAGGAGGAGGUGGAGGAGGAGGAGGGGGUGGAGGGGGUCCAAGCUAUGGCCCACCGCAGCAUUGGGGCCACCCAGACCUACACCUCAUGCAGCCUCAUCACGGCAUCCCUAUCCAGGCGAGACUGGGUAACCUCCAUGACAUGGAUCUGGGUCCCCCCCCUCCCAUAAUGAAGACCUUUAAGGAGUUCCUGUUGUCUCUGGAUGAUUCUGUGGAGGAGACGGAGGCGGUCAAACGUUACAACGAGUACAAGAUCGACUUCCGCCGGCAGCAGAUGCAGGACUUCUUUUUGGCUCAUAAAGAUGAAGAGUGGUUCAGGUCCAAGUAUCAUCCGGAUGAAGCCAGUCUACUAAAAGCCGAGGCCCAGAGCGCGCUGCACAACCGAGUGAACGUCUUCAUGUUCCUGAUGGAGAACAGCUGGUUUGAUAACGUCUCCCUGGACAUCGAACAGACCCCCACCAUCAUCAAGGUUCUGGAUGCAGCUGUGAUAAAGAUGGAGGGAGGCACGGAUCAUGACCUGCGUAUCCUGGACCUGCCGGCUGAAGAGGAGGAGGAGAGGGAGAAGUCUGCCUCUGUCUCAGGUGGAGGCGAACCUCCCAAGAAAGAAGACCUCAAAACAUCGGACGGUGACCGUAAACUCUCCGUGGAGAAAGACAAAAAUGAGAAGGAGGAGAACGACUCCGCCAGCAAAGAGCGAGCAGCUGCAGCCGAAGGGGUGGAAGUGAAAGAGGAGGCAGAGAAAGAAGCAGCCAAAGAGGAAACACCUGAACCCAAGAAACCAAGAAGAAAGAGGAAGCGCAGCAGAGACAGCGACGACGAAGGCACCGCCUCGGACAGCGACUCUGACUCAGAUUCAGACUCUAACUCCAACUGCUCUGAUAAACCUGUGAAGAAGAAGGAGGAGGAGGAGGAGGAGGAGGAGAAGGCGGAGGAUAAGGAUGAGGAGGAGGAGGAAGAGGAGGAGGAGGAGGAGGGUGAAGAGGAGAAACCGGAGAAGAAGGAGAAGAAGGAGAAAAAAGAGGACGAAGACAACAAGGAGGAAAAGAAACCCAAAGACGACUCUCCGAGGCCGCGGCCGCUCCACAGAACCUGCUCUCUGUUCAUGAGGAGCAUCGCUCCCACCAUCUCCAAGGCUGAGAUCAUCGCUCUUUGCCGGCGUUACCCUGGCUUUCUGCGCGUUUGCUUGUCUGACCCUCAUCCAGAGCGCAGGUUUUUCAGACGUUGCUGGGUGACUUUUGACCGCAGCGUCAACAUCAAAGAGGUUUGCUGGAACCUGCAGAAUAUUCGAGUGCGAGACUGUGAACUCGCCCCGGGGGUGAACAGGGACCUGGCCCGUCGGGUGCGUAAUGUGAACGGCAUCACUCAGCACAAACAGGUGCUGCGCAACGACAUCAAGCUCGCCGCCAAGCUCAUUCACUCCCUGGACGAGAAGGGAGACCUGUGGAGCAUCAAGUCUCAGGAGGAGAGGCACAGAGAGAGCGCAGAGUUGGCGGCCCAGAACCCCAUCCUGAAGAACAUCACAGACUACCUGAUCGAGGAGGUGAGCGCGGAGGAGGAGGAGCUGCUGGGCUCCGGCAGUGGGAUGGAGUCAGAGGAGAGUAGCAAGGAGGGAAACCCUGCAGAGACCACCGUGGAGAGGGACGACAAACUAGCCAAGGUGUUGGAUCGUCUGGUCUUAUAUCUUCGUAUUGUGCAUUCAAUCGACUACUACAACACCUGUGAGUACCCCAGUGAGGACGAAAUGCCCAACCGCUGUGGCAUGAUCCAUGUUCGAGGACCCAUCCCUCCCAACCGCGUCACACAAGGAGAAGUUCAACAGUGGCAGAAGAUGAUGGAGGAGAAGCUGAGUCCUUUGGUCGGUUCAAAAGAAGUCCUGUCUGAGGAUGAGGCCGGGAAGAUGGGACGCAAGGAUCCUGAGGAGGAGGUGGAGAAGUUUGUGAACGCCAACACUCAGGAGCUGGGGAAGGACAAGUGGCUCUGCCCACUGAGUGGAAAGAAAUUUAAGGGCCCCGAGUUUGUACGAAAGCACAUCCUGAACAAACAUGGGGACAAAAUUGAAGAAGUGAAAAAGGAAGUGGUGUUCUUCAACAACUUCCUGAUGGAUGCUAAGAGACCGUCGCUGCCAGAGAUGAAGCUUCCGCCUCUUCCAGGCCCAGGUUUGCUUUCUCCCAGCAUGCCUUUCCCUCCUCAAGGUCCUCAGGGUCCGAUGGGCUUCGGUCAGCCUCGUCCUCCACUGAUGGGCUAUGGUGGUGCCCCUCCCUACCCCCCCAACCAGUUCGGAGGUGGAAGAGGAAACUACGACAACUUCCGAGGACAAGGUGGCUACCUGGGCAAGCCACGCAACCUCAGGAUGUCUCGCGGUGAUCCACGAAACAUCGUUGAAUACCGCGACCUGGACGCCCCGGAUGAUAUGGACUUCUUUUAGGAUGUUCCCUCCGUUACCAGUCUUCGCUCUUUACUAGUGUUCUUGUUGCUUUUUGUGGUCAAUUUGGUUCUUUUCUUUCCCUUUUAAUAUUUUGUUUUUUAAUUAUUGUGCAACAAGAACAAACUCCUGCUGUAAACUGGCUUCUAAAUAAAGUUGUGUUCAAGUAUUAAUAA